AUGGCUUCCGCAUACUCAGAGUCCGAGCCGGUUCUGGUGUCGCGUCUCUCGAAGGCGGGGUUUGAUCAGGCUGAGCGUGAUCUCAUCCUGAAGCACGUUAAGAGUUUGAAGCAGCUGGCCUUCGUGAGCUCUUUUGCUCCGGGGGCUGCGGACGAAGGUCCGUUGAUCGAGGCCCUUAAGGCGAUGCUUGGAAAGGACCCAGAGAUGAGUCAGAAAGCAGCUUUCAGAGCCGUAUUUCAUGAAGCUUAUGCCAUUGUCACUUCGGAGAUGCGACAGCAGGUCGAAAGGGUAGAGGAACCGACAGUUCGUCAUUUGAGUCAGCCCGAGAGGGCUGAGAGAAUUGAGCGCCAGCGUUCACAGUUGACUGGCAUCACGAUAAAGGGUUCCUCGGAACCAUCAGAGGCCUUGGUCGACCUGUGCGUCGGUCAGUACGAGGCCAAUGUGAUUCAGUAUGUGCCUUGGUCAAAGUGCACGUCGCGGGAACAAGAGCUCCUAGGCGACGGUAAGAAGGACCUGAAGCUUUCGAUUGACGGCGAGAGUGGUAAGCUUAAGGUGGAAAACAAGGCCAAAGAUCAGGUGGCCGAUACAUCCACUGAGGUGAUGCUUCUGCAGGCCCUGCAGCGGCGUGCUCUUGCAUUCGAUCAAGCUAACAUUGUCUCUUUCACAAAGCUUGACAUGUGGCAUCAGAAGUUGAUGAAGGCGAGGUUGACUCCACCUCCGCCGGGUUACCAGCAAGUCACAUUCACUCAGUUGCAGAAUGCAGACUCGAGGCUCUUUCUGGAGCUUCAGGACCAUACGCGCACAGGCAUCCAGUCGGAUGCCAAAGGUCGUCCGAUCGAUGGCAUCAUAGAUUCAGUCAGCUGCAUGCACGAGGUGGUGUCGUUGAUGCAGCCGCUACAGGGCGGCCCUUCGUCUUCGUACGGUCCCAGUGAGCCUGCUCGACUGAGGGACGAGCUUCGUGGGUGCAAUUCGCACACCGCGAAAGGACAUCCGAUCUGCUAUGCCUUUAACCUGGGGUCAUGCCCGAACAAGGUGACCGGCAAUAAGUGUGAGAAGGGAUUGCACAUCUGUGCAGUCCCCAAGUGCGGCAUGAACCACGCCGCUAUCAAUGCGAUCCUGGCCCCGAGUACGGAAGAUUCGGUGGCCGGGUCUGGGAGUGGCGAAGGCCAUUCUCGAGCAAUCCAGGAAGUGCUUAAGGCCCAUCCCGAAGGGGAUGAGCCUCUUUUGAGUGCGCCCGAAGGGGCCCAAGCAAUGCCAUUUGAAGAGCAGGGAUCGAACCCACUCGAUCCAAAGGUUCAUGCGGACUCUUAUGCCGAGGAGCUUCUGUCUUUGGACAGGAAUCCCACGGCCCAGGAGUUGAUUCGUUUGUUUGACAUGCUUCCUCAGGAGCCGCUUUUGAGCAAGACUCGUGACGAUGGAGCCGCGGCCUUCUCGACUGGUGCCUACGUGAAGGGGCCUCUGCUCGGUCUCAGGAGUAACUGCAGCAAACAUCCGGCGGCUUCAAAGAUUUUCGCUCAGGCGGUGCAACGCGCUGCCCCGGGAAUGAAAUUUUCUACUCUGAGUGUGUUUUCAGACCUGAAGACGGAGCCUCAUGUCGACCGCUUCAACUCUCCUUUCCCUAACAUUCUUGUGCCGCUCAGCAAUUUUCGGAAAGGAGAGGUCUGGGUCGAGUCAGCUCAGGGCGUUUUUCCUUGUGAGGUCGAUGGUGUUACGAAGCGCGGCAUCUUGAUCGAUGUUGCCUCCGGACCGAAGGCCUUCUAUGCUUGCAGCCAUGUGCACGCUACACGGCCGUGGAGCGGCCGACGCGUAGUCAUAGUUGGUUUUUGUAUUGCUAGGGUUCAGGAGCUUGACGUGGACUGUAGGGCGCGCUUGGCUGAGCUUGAUUUCCCUGUGCCCCAGACGCCGCCCAACUUCAGUCCGGAUUUGAUCGAGGUCAGGGGUACCUUCCAUGACCUCAGAAGUUCUCAAGUGGAUGCAGCCUGUGAUGCCCUCCCGGCUCAACUGCAAGCCGCCUCUCUGCUGUGCCUUGACCUCUUUUGCAAUGCAGGCGAGUUCGGGGCCUCCCUGAAGGCAGCCGGAUUCGAUGUGCUCGCGAUCGAGCAACCGCACCUGAAGCAGAGAGCUUUGCUCAGCGUUGUGUCGCUGGAUCUUAGGAAGGCUGCCUCUUGGGACUUCCUAGUUAAGGUUGUGCUCGCUAGGAGGGUCGUCUUCGUGCUUGCCGCCCCCACUGUGGCCGCCUCUUCAGGCGACCUUCCCGAAGGUUUUGCCCAGGUGGCUUCCGAGCUCAGCUCAUUCUUGGCAUUGCUCGCCACUCUUGAUAUCGGAUGGGGAGUCUUGAAUCCGCUAAGCAGCCGGCUGUGGGCGACUUUGGCGCUGCCUGCCUCGCAUGUCGUAAAGUUCGACCUGCUUGCCCAUGGUGGCGAGCAACACCAGCACAUGCUGUUGCAUACUAACGUCCAGACUUUGAGCGCCCUUGCUGUGCCGUGUGACGAAAGUCAGAAACCUCUUAAAACUUUCCGGUCAGUGACUUCCCUGCGGGACAGACCGCGUUUGUUGUGCAGUCGGUUCGCCGCCCAGAUAGUUGUUUUCGCGGGGACCCUAGGGUUUGCUGUGUCUCCUGAUGCCGUCAAGCCGUCGGCCAAUCAUCGGUCUUCCAUUGCAGUGCAACGCCAACCCAAGGUUUCCAAGGCGCCGCCGCUCAUGCCUGAAUACAAGCAUCGUGUCACUUUGCAGGUUCCAUCCAUGGAUGCUCUCAGGUAUGAUGCCAAAAAUUCCUUGACGGCCGCUUUUCAAUCGGUGCCUGUUGGUGCCCGCAUCCUUCAGGUGGUGCCUGUGCAAGGGGGCGAGGGUCCUUCAGGUUCGGGCUUUAGGGUUACUUUUGGGGUUUACAGAACCGAGGAUGAGUUCGUCAGGACAGCAGUCACUCUGUCCCAUCCUUUCGACUUGUCUUCGGCAGUGCCAGAUGAGAUGCUCGAGAUUCUUGCGUUCACUCUCACCAAAGGGCCGUUGGCUGUCAUGAGGCAUCGCUUGGACACCUUGACGAAAUGGAAAAAGUGGUCUCAGGAACUUCGUGGAGCAGAGGCCUCCUUGCACGCGAGGCUUCACCCAGAUGUCGAGAAGAUAGUUGCACGCAAGAACUUGACUCUCCUGCGACGUGUGGCUGAAGACUUGCAGUGGCCUGAUGCCACGAUAAUCGACGACAUCGAGAACGGCUUUGAGCUUGUGGGUGAGGCCAAGGUUACAGGCAUCUUCGAGGUGGAUCCGAAACCCUCUUCGAUGUCCGUGGACGAGUUGCUUGAUCAUGCGAAGUUCUUGAAGCCAGCCCUGUGGGGCAAGGUGUCGGGAGAUGCGAGCCACCCGGAUGAUCAGGAGCUCUGGGAUCUCACUUGUGCUGAAGCCGAUGAGAAAGGCUGGUUGCAUGGGCCCUACACGUGGGAACAACUGCAGAACAUGUUUGACUCAAAGUGGAUACCUGUGCGCAGAUUCUCCAUCCGGCAAAAGAACAAAUUGCGACCCAUCGACGACCUGUCCGAGAAUGCCGUCAAUCAAGCUUGGACAGUGAUGGAGAGGAUAGGUUUGCGCGCGCUUGAUGAAAUCACUUGGGCCUGUAUGGCUUUGAUGAGGGCCAGCUUGGGCCGACGCGAAGUUUUCUUCCGGAAAUCCGACGGCUCUGUUUUGUCUGGUCCUUUGCAUUCGUAUUGGCAGCAAGACACUCGUCGUUGCUCGCCGGUCUUGAAGACUACGGAUCUGCGCUCAGCUUAUAAACAGUUUGCUAUCCGGCCAGGACAUCAUCGGAUGUGCGUGGUGACCUUGAAGGAUCCAGCGGACGGCUUAACAAAGGGAUUCGUCUGCCGCGUGUUGCCGUUCGGGGCUUUGGCUUCGGUCGGGCAGUUCAACAGGUUUUCGAGGCUGUGGCAAAGGAUUCUCUGGGAGCUGAAGCUCGCUGCGGCGAGCUAUUUCGACGAUUUUCCGUCGGUGGAGGUCAGGGCCCUUGCCGAGAACCAUGAUUCCUCAGUGAAGGCAGCGCUGCGACUUUUUGGAGUUGACUGGGCGAGCGACAAGGACCUUCCCUUCUCGCAGACAGCCGACGUCUUGGGCGUCCGACUGGACGCGACUGACACGGAGGGCGGAGUGCUGAGGGUCAGAAACAAGCCUGAGAGAUCCAAGGAAAUUGCUUCUUCGAUCGACAAGAUCCUUGCGGAUGGCUGUAUUGAUCCAAAGCAGAUCCCCUCUUUGUUUGGCCGGAUACAGUUUUCGGAGAGUCAGUUGAUGGGCCGACAGGGACGCUUGGCUUUGGCUCAGAUUCGCUGGCUUUCGAGUGCUCGUCACCGUCACGUUCUAUCUUCUUUGGACGCUACUGUCUUCAGAAGCUUGAGGGAGAGGAUGCUUGAGGGCCGGCCACGCGAGAUCCAGGUUCUUCCCGUUGGCGGCCAGACUCUCGUUUUCACUGAUGGUGCAUGCGACAAGCUGGGCGACAAGUUUAGCUGCUCAAUCGGAGGUGUCAUGUAUCGGGUGCUUCCAACUGGUUCCUAUGAGACGAGGGCGUUCGGGUGCUACCUGGACGAAUCAGUCGUCGAGCAAUGGGCGGGACUGGGGAAGAGACACUUGAUAGGUCCUACCGAGCUUUUCGCGGUGGUGGCGGCCCGACGGCCCGACAUGGUCGUCUUUUACGUGGACCACAGUGGAGUUUUGUCUGCGAUGAUCAAAGGGUCUUCACGCGAUGAUCUAUGGAGGAGCAUUUUGCUUCACUACGAGUGUGCCGACUCGCUGGGACCGGCGAUCUCGUGGUUCGCUCGGGUCCCGAGCAAGUCGAAUCCAGGCGAUGGACCUUCAAGGUCCGACUGGAGGUUCCCUGUGUUCGGCGAGUACUUUGAAGAUCGGAUUGUGUGCUUCAUCAGCGGCAGAGUUCUCAAAGUCACGGGGCAAAGAGAAGCUGUCGGUCAAUUGAAAUACCUUUCUCCCGACAAAUGUGUCAGUCGCCUGCAUGAGGUCACGCAUGCCAAGGAUUCAUCGCGACAGGUGGAAAUCGACCAGAGUCGGCUCAUCAUCAAAGAAACACAGGACGAAUUUUCCAUGCCUGCAUCCUCGGCCCUUCAGGUCCAGGAGGCGUUGCGGCGUCGGGGCCUGGCUUACACAUUUGCCCAAGCUGUCAGCUGGAAUGCAUAUGAUAAGUAUGUGACCAAGCUGUUUGGUCAUAUGCAUCGUGACCCGCCGCCAAACCAUAAUCGCAUUUUUGUGAGCCAGAUCGUUGAAGCCGAUAGGUUGGUCUUUACUCGUCUCAUUGAGCUUAACAUCAAACCCAAACAGGAACCCAGUGGUGCACGGCCUAUGGACGAAGCCUUGCAUGCAGCACUUGAGUCCUACCAGGUCAGUUUUGCUUUGAUGCAUUUGGCUAGCAAGGGGAGCAACACUCCUCGCCGACCUUGGAAGCGGCCGCGCGUGCAACCGGAUGCCGCUGCUGCCUCAGUGAACCCGGACGCAAAGAAGGGCAAAGGAAAGGGUAAGAAAGGCAAAGCCGCACCGUGGAUCAGCAUCCCUAAAUUCAUUCGGGACCGGGGCGGUGUGGCCGUCACGCCGGCGGGUGAGCCCAUAUGCUUCACUUACAGCAUCCAUGGGAAGUGCAAUACGCCUGGUUGCACCAGGAAGCAUGCUGCUGCCUCUGGUUGUGCCACGGGUGAUGCUCACAUCUUCGAAGGGCACGGCCCGGUCAAGCUCGAUCCCGUACUUUUCUCAGGUUUGUGUGAAGAGUUUGGCCGGCAGGUUCCUUUCGUUGAUCAUCCUGCGGAAGCUCUCGCCAGGACGAUUCUUGACUCCAAGUCCUUUGAAUUCACUUGCAUAGCUGAACUUGUCAGUUUGCUUCCAUCUGAAGCUCCCGCGCGCUCCGAUGGCGUAAAUCCUGGAGGCCAUUCCUGGACCUCUGGCGCAUACGUCCUCGGGGGCAACCUGGGAGCCAGGUCGAACAUGAAACUUUUCCCUGCGGUAUCGGCCCUACUGGCCGUUGUGCUGCGUGCCGCUUGCGACGAUGCGGUUUUCACCAGUCUUGCAUUGCUUACGAAUCAGUCUGCGUGGUUGCACAGAGACCUCAAUAAUGCCUGUGAAUCGCUCAACACAGCGGUUGCCUUAUCGAGUUUCAGUGGUGGCGGCAUCUGGGUUCAAGGCACUGGCGAUGUCUUCGCAGCGCCAUCAGGGGUGUCCAGCUUUCCAGUUGUGCUUGAAAUUUUCUCCGGCGUGGGUCGUCUGACGGCCCAGCUCAGGGCUCGUGGGGCCUCUGGAUCUUUAGCAGUCGACUCCAGUCAAGUGUCUGCACCUGCAGCCCCGCCUAAGGUUCUUGAUGUAGCGACAAAUCAGCAGCUUCUGUCCUCCUGGCUGGAAGCCGAUCACGUUGUCGGUGUGCAUUUUGCCCCGCCAGUUGUGAUGUCUGCACCCUUGGAACGAGCUGUUCAAUACCUCGUCUCUCGUGCUGUGGAACUUGCCCUUCUUGUGUCCAUUGAGUUGCCGGCGACUUCAACCUUCUGGAGCUCUGCAGCUGGCCGCAAGGUGCGAAGCCUCUGCCCUUACUUGAGAGUUUUCCCUCUUGCUGAUUGUGCCGAUGCAAAUGCCAGUUCUUUGCUGGUUAGCAAUCGUGAUGUCUUCGAUGGCUUUGCCACCGCUGCACAUGGCGCGCCUGCUGUCUCCUCUGAGACGGCUCAGCUUUGGGAUCGAACAUACACUUGGGAGGUAGCUGCAAAGUUGGCCGAUGGCUUUGUGCCCCGGCGCUUCCUCUUCGCCGCGCCUCAGGUGGCAAGUACAAGAGCUGCGACAAUGUCCCAGCCCAAGGCCUCCAAGUUCCCCGCCCUUGUCUCUGAACAUCAGCAAGUCCUGUUGGUGCGCGGUGACAUGGACUGGCCGGUUGCCCGCAUGGAGCGUUUAAAGUCUGACCUUCAAUUGCCUCCUCACCUUCAAUGCCCCUUGCGUGUCCUUCCAACUGGAGCUCAGUUGCUUCGGGAGUUUGUGGCUGCAGCAAUCAGGGCCGGACACCCUUGCAAGUGGGAAGCUGCUCUCCCGCAGGUACUGCAGGAUGCCAUCCAGCGGAAUGCAUCUUCUUCAGCCGAGCAAUUAGCUCGAGACCGAGCGCUCUUUUUCAAGACGUGGCUGUCAAGGGCAAAGGAGUUGGAAAGUGAAGAAGCUUCCUUUAAAGCAUCUUUGGCACCCCAUGUGUCCAGCAUUUUGGCACCAAAACGCUUGCUCUUGUUCAAGGAACUCCUUUCGGCUUAUGAGUAUCCGGAUCCCGAAGUUUUCGAUGAGAUCACGCGCGGCAUCAGGCUCACAGGCCAGACGCCGAACACUGGAAUAUUCCCGCCAACGUUUAAGCCAGCGGUGCGCCAAGCUGUUGAUCUCGAGCAGUGGGCCCCUGGUGCUAGGUCUAGAGUUCUGGAGUGCAUCAAACCGCAAGGCGAUGUGGACGCCGUGGUCCAUGAGAAGACGGUCGAAGAGCGGGAAAAGGGAUGGGAGUGCCCCUUCAAGGUCGACCGUAUGAUUUGCGGUCUGCCUAUAGACAGCUGCCGGUGCAUCCAGAAUCUCUGCGACACUCCUACGUCGCUCAUUGGAACCCCGCUGCGGGUUCCAUUGAGCUUGAUCAACUGCUUGCACUUCCGUUUGGAGCUUCCCGGUCAGUGUUCGGAUUCCUUCGAGUAG
Messenger RNA from Symbiodinium sp. CCMP2592, 7674 nucleotides. The record is from the annotation of a GenBank genome assembly. Lineage: Eukaryota; Dinophyceae; Suessiales; Symbiodiniaceae.